This is a messenger RNA of Cylicostephanus goldi, 866 nucleotides long. Lineage: Eukaryota; Metazoa; Nematoda; Chromadorea; Rhabditida; Strongylidae. The record is from the annotation of a GenBank genome assembly.
AUGGAGCUCGCGUUUGCACUAGUGGUGCUGUCAUGUGACUACAUCAAUGGCAAUGUCGUAGGAAGGAACUGGAGUGACCACACUGAAGCCUCGAAAAAUAAUGCGACGGCGACUUCGGGAUACUUCGCAGCUGUCACCCCUUUGCUAAGGAGGAUGAGUGAUGAAAGUGCAGCUUUUCCUAGGCCUACUGAGCAUGAACUGCAACCUAUGCCAAAGAACGUUAACGAGGAACACUUGGAUCGCGCUCGUAGAGACUUGACGUCUAGACUCCUUUGGAACGAUAUGGAUCAAGAAGAUGACCAUGAAGAAUUGUAUGAUUCUGAAGAGGUGGUGAUGGCUAUAAAUAUUUCAGAAUAUUCCAAUGACGAUAGUGAUGGUUACACGCGCAAAGAAAACAAAAAGAACAACGAUUUCUCUGGCAACUUGGAAUCCCAGCAUGAACGAGUGCGUGCAUAUGGUUUUCUAAAUAAAAAUGGAGACGAUGUUACCAAUGAGGAAGAAGAAGCAGUCUAUAACAGACCACCUGAGGAAAGAUUCGAUGACUUCCGCGAUGAUUUCCGCAAAGACCAAACUAUCCAUAUUCACUUCACCGCCAUGUCUCCCAAAUCGAGAGCUAUCUUUGGUAGGAUGCUUUCGCUUCUCAGUGAUGAGGUGGGAAAAUCUCCAAGCGAAGGAUCCGAUCUCAGCUUUGGUAAGGCUUACUACGGUAAAUAUAAAUAUCCAUGUACCAAAAAACAUAUGCGGCUUGCGGUUGAGGCGGAGAAAUGGGGAUGUCGUGGUGCCCCGGAUUUUUACGAAGAAAUAUGCAAGGAAUAUGAUAAGUGUACCGCUAGGAGGGCUAGACGAAGAUGCAAGGCAAGGUAAGU